Messenger RNA from Magallana angulata, 1594 nucleotides. RefSeq names its product methylosome protein 50-like. The transcript has 9 exons. The record is from RefSeq and is a predicted model, not a curated record. NCBI's taxonomy places the organism in Eukaryota, Metazoa, Mollusca, Bivalvia, Ostreida, Ostreidae. Gene Ontology annotation, biological process: oocyte axis specification. Gene Ontology annotation, cellular component: methylosome. The coding region runs from base 100 to 1206 and encodes 368 amino acids. Gene Ontology annotation, molecular function: protein binding.
UUUUAUUUCUUUGUCUUCGCGCGCAUUUCCGGUAAGUCUUGCACAUGGUUGACAGCCAAGUUUCUUUGCUAAGUACACACUGGUUUCGGUUGAGCAGUGAUGGAUCAAAUCCCGGCCGCCAUGGAUCGGCACUUGGACGUGAUUCAGUGUCAUAAAGAUGGUGGGAUUCUACUCGGAGCCUCCGGACUGACUGGGAGAUACUGGCUGGGAUCCCUGUGGUACUACGCCAAUCCGGAUGCUGCUCCAGAUGUGGAAAAGUGUACGGCUGGAGUACAGCUGGAGGCUGGAUUUCAGGAGGCAGUGUGGCUUGACGACACAAAGGUCCUGGUGGGAUUAGACACAGGUGGCAUAGCGUUAUGGGACUUGGUGGAUAAUUUCCACACCUUUGUUCAUGUGAGUGGGGUCGUGGAGCAUGAUGACCUUGUGACAUCAGUGGGUGUGGUCAGUGGAGGAAAGUCAGCUGUCUCGUGUGGAGCCGACCGCUGUGUCAAAGUGUGGGAUUUGGAAAAUAUGCAUUCAACAAAUACAUAUAGAGCCCAUCACGAUGUCGUGGAGUGUAUCAGCUGUCACCCAACAGAGCCAGCCUUAUUUUUGUCUUGUUCAGCAGAUGGUAGAGUUUUCCUGUGGGACACACGGAAGUCUCGUCCGGUGACCGUUCUAGGUGGGUUUCCUCCCCCCAUUGUCCCCAUAGUCAUAGUAGACACAUCCCCUCUUCUACAUUCCCCAAAACAAGUUGUGUGGCAACCAGGAACGCACACUUUUGCUGUCGGAGGAGAGUGUGGACAGGUCGUCGUCAAGGAUACCAGGAAGGCUGUAGGAGCUACGUUGUCUUUCAGCUGCCAUUCCCGGGCAGUCACAAAGUUAUCAUUUUGUCAAGAAAAUCCCCGCCUGUUGGCCUCAGCGUCGGAGGACUGUACAGCUGUUGUCGUGUCUGUGGACAAGGAGGCAGGCCGCCAGAUCUUCAAAGACACUUCCCAUACAGACUUUGUUAGCAGUCUAAGUUGGCAAGGAAACGAUAAUCUCUUCACCUGUGGUUGGGACUCGAAAGUGAAAAAUCACUGUGUAUCAAAAAGUGAACAAACUUGUGAAGACUGUGUGAGGGUUCAGAUGGAAACGGACUGUAUAGACAAGGAAAAUGUUAAAAAGAAGAUCGCCAACAUUUCACUGGUCUGCAAUGGGAACGGUGCUGGGUUGGAAUCCACCUGAUGUGCAUCUACCUCGAUUAGAUACAUACCUGAUGUCCUUGUGUUCUGCGACAUUUUAUUGAUUGUGUGUACAACUCCUCUCCUAGCCAAAAUAAAGAUCUCCAGUGGCCAUCUGUAAAACUCAAAAAGACCACUCUUGUUGUUGGUACUUUUUGUUGUUUUCAGACAUUUUUUUUUGCAAGAGUUGUGUCACCUUUGCAUUUUUUACUGUAGAGGGCAUUUUCUGAUAACAGAGAUUGAAAGUGAAAGUUGUGGAGUCUUUACAAUUUAUUUCGUUUUUCAUAUUUCUUAAGAUCACUUAAGAAGAAAGAUCACCAUUAUCGAACUUAUACAUGUAGUUGAAAAAAAAAAAUCAUGCAAUCGUAAAAAUAAACCAUUUGGAAGUUGAA